This is a messenger RNA of Amoebophrya sp. A120, 988 nucleotides long. The record is from the annotation of a GenBank genome assembly. NCBI's taxonomy places the organism in Eukaryota, Dinophyceae, Syndiniales, Amoebophryaceae.
AGAAGCCCAAGCUUCUGUCUCCUCGUCCAUUCAGUGCGAAGGCCCUACAAGUGCGCUAAGUAAAUAAGUAGAUUGCUCGACCAAGAUGGGCGCGCCUCAGUCUCGUCUUUGGAUCUCGUUUGCGGAAGAAAAUUGCCACCAAGAAGUACGAGGCUGCGCAGCCGCGGGCCGGCUGUUCGGAUAACAUCCCGGAGCUGCGCAGGCUGCAAACCUCCACGGCCACCUACCAGCCGGGCUUGUGGCGUGGAGGGGCCGCUAUCGGUGCAGCAGUCCCCCGCGUUGACACGUUGAGACCAAUACCGCCGGCGGCGCCGCAAUUCGUUGCGGCCGAUAUGAGUCUGAAGGAACUGGCCGCGGGCGGGUAGUUUGUCUGUGCCCUGUUUCCUUCGUCGGUGACGAGGAGAGUCCGCCGCGAUUCAGGGCGUCAAAGAAGGCCGGGCGGGCCUUGGGCCGGCGGGCCUGCCGGUUGGGGGAUGGGCUACGGUGGCCGAGUCGUUUCGCUCUCCCCAGCCGGCGGCCAUCAAAAAAAGACGCAGCCGGGCGGCCCUCGCUCGGCGGCCCAUGGCGUUCGUGAUUUCCCCCUGGCGUGCCGCGGCCUCGCCAACAGUCAGAAGCGCACUAGUUGCGCCGGCCUCCGCCAGGGGCCGGCGCGCAAGUUUUUUGCUUUGCAACUUGACAGCGUGCUUCCUUCGACAUCGGCCUCCAUAAGAGCGGGGGCCCGCUAUGCCAGUAGCCCCGCGCUGGUGGCCCUCCGUCUCGGCCGAGCGCGCCCACAUCCGCGCGCUUUACCCACUGGGCCAGCGCGCAACUCACGCAUACUUCGCCGCGGCCUGGCGCUGUGUCUAGCUACAGGUGGCCGGCCUUCGGGGUGGAGUUGCGAUUGCUGUUUAGCGGCUUCUUGCCCGGCCCCCGCGCGAUCAUGGUGUGCUUACCAUUGACGCCAUACUUGGACUGGGGGAGAAGCAUCGUCGUCGGCGAAGUAAGAGAU